This is a messenger RNA of Volvox carteri f. nagariensis, 1173 nucleotides long. RefSeq lists its product as uncharacterized. Gene Ontology annotation, biological process: fructose 1,6-bisphosphate metabolic process; glycolytic process. Gene Ontology annotation, cellular component: cytosol. The record is from RefSeq and is a predicted model, not a curated record. The transcript has 6 exons. Gene Ontology annotation, molecular function: fructose-bisphosphate aldolase activity. NCBI's taxonomy places the organism in Eukaryota, Viridiplantae, Chlorophyta, Chlorophyceae, Chlamydomonadales, Volvocaceae. The annotation marks the transcript as partial.
UACAGCGCAACCAUGGCAGCUGACCUGGCGUCCGUCGCUGCGAAGCUCGCUGCUCCGGGCAAGGGUCUGCUGGCAUCGGAUGAGAGCACUGGAACAAUCGGUAAACGGCUGGAGAAGGCUGGCCUGCCGAAUACGGAGGACAUCCGCCGGUCGUACCGCGAACUGUACUACACCACUCCGGGUAUGGGCCAGUAUAUCAGCGGUGUGAUUAUGUUUAAAGAAACGUUGUACCAGUGUACGGCAUCUGGUCGCCGCUUCGUGGACGCUUUGGCGGACGAGGGGAUCCUGGCGGGCAUCAAAGUGGACGAGGGUCUCGCACCCCUGCCGGGGGGUGGUGACGGGGAGACAUACACCCGGGGCCUGGAGGGGCUGGAGGCGGCGUGUCGCGAGUACGUCGCGGCCGGAGCGAAGUUCUCCAAAUGGAGGGCCACUCUCAAGGUCUCAGACGUCCUCCCCUCUGAUGCGGCGGUGGAGCGCAACGCCGAUGACCUGGCCAGAUACGCCAGGAUAUGUCAGGAAUGCGGUCUGGUGCCCGUGGUGGAGCCGGAGAUCCUGAUCGACGGCCCCCACUCGCUGGCGCGUUUCGGAGCCGUCACUGAGCGGGUUCUGGAGGCCACGGUGGCGGCUUUGCGGCGACACGGUGUUUUGCUGGAGGGUUGUCUGUUGAAGCCGCAGAUGGUCAUCCCGGGGUCGGAGGCGGAGGGGGGGAGGGCGGCGCCGGAGGAGGUGGCGAAACACACCGUGGCGGCGUUGAGGCGGGUGGUUCCCCCGGCCAUUCCCGGGAUCAUGUUUUUGUCGGGGGGCCAGACGGAGGAGGAGGCGACGGCGAACCUUAACGCCAUCAACCGGGAGGCGCAGGCUGUGGGUCGCUGCCCCUGGAGCUUGUCCUUCUCAUUCGGACGGGCGCUGCAGGCCUCUGUUCUCAAGUUGUGGUCAUCCGACCAGACCCGGGUUUCGGAGGCUCAGCAGCUGGCGCUGGCGCUGGCCCGGGCGAACAGCGAGGCGGCUCUGGGCCUGUACGGCACCUCGGGGGCCAGCCACCCCUCGACUCUGUCGGUGGACUCUCUGAGGGAGAACUUCCGCGGCUGGGGGGGCCGGGACGCGCAGGUGACAGCCGCCGGGGUGAAGGGGGGUGAGGAGGGGGCUGCUGAGGGGGGAGGUGUGGCGCAGUGA